AUGUGUGCUAUUCGAAGCAAGAGCAUCGAUUGCAUUCGAGCAUUACGUAACGCUGGCGCACAUCUCACGUGGAAAUCCGUUGAUUUGGGAAUUGAAAUGUGCUUGGCUUCAAGUAGUGAAGAUUUGAAAACGCUGUCCGCAUGGGUGGCGGCUGGUGUUGAUCCAAAUCAAGCCGAUUAUGACGGACGAACUGCACUGCAUAUUGCAGUUGAGAACGGUAGUAAGGAAAUCGUUGAAUAUCUCUUGAAGAACGGAGCUAAUCCAGAAGCAGCCGAUAAAUUUGGUAACACACCAAUGAGCAGGGCAAUAGCUCAAGAUGAUGCGGAAGUUAUGCAAAUGCUCAGAACAUUGCAUGGUCCCUCACCGUUACCGUCCAUAUUGUUCGCCUUCAACGAUUCGCAGAGGUCAUCUCCUUCGCUUUGA
Molecule: messenger RNA, 423 nt
Organism: Anisakis simplex (herring worm)
Lineage: Eukaryota; Metazoa; Nematoda; Chromadorea; Rhabditida; Anisakidae
Source: the annotation of a GenBank genome assembly